AUGAGGGAUGCAGAGCAAGAAUUAUAUCCUGGUUGUCGAAAAUUCUCUAAAUUAUCCUUCACUGUAAAGCUGCUUCAUUUAAAGAUAAUGUUUCGUGGUAGCAACAAGUUCUUUUCAGCGUUGCUUGAGUUAGUGAAAGAGGCAUUACCUAAUGGAAAUACAUGUCCUAGAUCUCAUUAUGAAUCAAAGAAGAUUAUACGAGACUUGGGUCUUAGUUAUGACAAGAUCCAUGCAUGUAAAAAUGAUUGUGUACUCUUUUGGGAGGAGUAUGAAGAUAAAUUGGAGUGUCCAAUAUGUCAGGAACCUAGGUACUCUUUUGACAAUGGCAAGGAGAAGAUUCCCCAGAAAAUCUUGAGAUACUUUCCCUUAACUCCAAGGCUGCAAAGAUUGUUUAUAUCAAAGAAAAUAGCUGUAGAUAUGAAAUGGCACAUGGAUAAACGACCAGAUGAUGAGUAUAUGAGGCAUCCUGCUGAUUCUCAAGUGUGGAAUGACUUUGAUCUAAAGCAUGAGUCAUUUGCCAUGGAUUCUCGCAAUGUUAGGCUUGGAUUAUCAACUGAUGGUUUUAAUCCAUUUGGUAAUUUAAGUACCUCUUAUAGCAUGUGGCCUGUUUUUCUUGUUCCAUACAAUCUUCCGCCGUGGAAAUGCAUGAAAGAUCCAUACUUCAUGAUGUCAUUACUUAUUCCUGGACCAAGAGCUCCUGGAAAUGACAUUGACGUGUUUCUACAACCGUUAAUCAAAGAAUUGAAGCAAUUAUGGGAGGUUGGGGUUGAUACAUAUGAUGCUGGUUCUGGACACAAUUUCCGUUUAAGAGCUGCAUUGUUGUGGACAAUAAACGACUUUCCUGCAUUUGCAAAUUUGUCUGGAUGGAGUACCAAAGGAAAAAUGGCGUGUCCUACUUGCAAUGACCAGACACCUCAUCAAUGGUUGAACAAUUGGCAAAAAACUAUAUAUUAUGAUCACCGUCGUUUUCUGCCACAAAAUCACAGAUUCAGAAAAAAUUUGGAGUUUAAUGGUAAAGUUGAGAAGAGAUUAAAACCUGCUUUAUUUUCAGGGGAUGAUGUGGUUUGCCAAUUGACUCAUGUUUCACAACCGUGUUUUGGAAAGGGGAAGAAGAGAAAGCGUUGUGCUGAUCAUUUGAAUUGGACAAAACGAAGCAUUUUCUUUGACUUACCCUAUUGGCACACACUCAAGCUACGCCACAACCUUGAUGUAAUGCACAUAGAAAAAAAUAUUUGUGAUAAUAUUUUGGGUACAUUGAUGGACACUGAAGGUAAGACGAAGGACUCAUAUAAGACUCGUCUUGAUAUGGAAGAGAUGGGCAUCAAGUCUGAUUUACACCCCAAAUGUAUUGAUGGUGUGAUUAAGUUUAGACCAGCAUAUUACACUUUUAAUAUAGAUGAGAGGAAAGGUUUUUGUGAGUUCUAUAGUUGUACGAAACUUCCAGAUGGCAUGGCUUCAAAUAUCUCUAAUUGUGUGAACAGUGUUGAUUCUAGGAUUUAUGGUUUGAAAAGUCACGAUUGCCACAUUAUAUUGCAGCGACUUCUUCUUGUAGCCUUGAGUGGGUACUUGUCUAAAGAUGUUCAUGAGGUCAUUAUUAAAUUAUGUUUAUUCUUUAAGGAGUUGACUUCCAAGACUUUGAGAUUGGUUGUUUUGGAAAGGCUGGAUAAGGAUAUUGUCGUACUCCUAUGCAAGUUAGAGUUGAACUUCCCACCCUCAUUUUUCAACAUUAUGACUCAUUUGCCAAUUCACUUGGCUUAUGAGGCCAUACUUGCUGGACCAGUACAAUAUCGAUGGAUGUUUCCAUUUGAGAGAAAAAUGCAUAACUUAAAGGAUUAUUGCAAAAACAAAGCCCACCCUGAAGGAUCAAUUGCGGAAGGUUAUUGUGAUUGUGAAUGCCUGACAUUUUGCUCCAUGUACUUUCGUGAUGUUGAGACAAAGUUUAACCAAGUAGACAGGAACCAUGAUGUAAGUGAGAGAAGGAUGGGUUUAUCUAUUUUCACACAGAAUGUUAAGUUGUUAAAGGGAGCAGUUGAUGAUGUUCUCAGCCUAACUGACUUAGCAAGGAUUCGAUGGGAACAUAAAGCAGAACUUGAGAGGCAAAAUAUUCCAAACAUAGAAAAAGAACAACAACAGAAGUUUCAUAAAUGGUUUUUGCGACGUGUUCAACAGAUGCAAGUUGAGGGUUCAACAGAAGAUGUUGAAUCCUUACUAUACUUAGCCAGUGGACCUCAACGUGAAGUGGCACGAUAUAGUGGGUGUAUCGUCAAUGGCAUAAGGUUUCAUACUCAGAAACGUGAUGCAAAUAAAAAAACUCAAAACUAUGGAGUGGUAGUCAAAGGAGAGCAUCGUGGUAAAAGUAUUGACUUUUAUGGUGUUUUGAAAGAUAUAAUUGUGUUAUCAUACCUUGGAAAUAAUCAGGUGGUCGUUUUCAAAUGUGAUUGGCUGGAUCUCAAUGCAAGAAGGGGAAUUCAAGUUGAUGAGAACCAGUUUACAAGUGUUAAUUUUACCAAAAAAUGGUAUAUGAAUGAUCCAUUUGCAUUGGCAUGUCAAACACAACAGGUAUACUAUUUGAAAGAUACAAAGCAUGGUAGUAAUUGGCGUGUCGUGGAAAGGUCGCAGCCUAGAGGGAUGUAUGAUUUUACAGAAAAAGAAACUGAAGUGGGUGAUUCAUUAGAGGAGGUAGAAGAUCCAUAUCAGCAAGAGUCACAUGGGUAUGUCGAUUCAGUUGAAGUUGAUGUUGGAGAGACGUCAUUACAUAGAGAUGACAUGGAUAUGAUCGUUGUUGAUUUGAAUGCUAAAGAUAGUGAUGCAGAAGAUGGCGACUUUAAUGAUGAAGAUAAUGAGUUGAUGUCUUAUGAUGAUAUCGAGGACGACUCUACGUGA
This is a messenger RNA of Rosa chinensis, 2883 nucleotides long. RefSeq lists its product as uncharacterized. Lineage: Eukaryota; Viridiplantae; Streptophyta; Magnoliopsida; Rosales; Rosaceae. Bases 1 to 2883 code for a protein of 960 amino acids. The transcript has 4 exons. The record is from RefSeq and is a predicted model, not a curated record.